AUGGGAAUUGACUUCAAGAAGGUCCCACCACUUCCUGCACCCACCGAGACAGAGUCAACGACACCUACCGAGCUGGCAACUGAUGUGUCGAAGCCUGCCGACAACAAAUCCACCUAUUCCCUUCCCGAGGACGGCACACCAGUCACCAUCAAGACCCGCGGUAGAUCCCAUAACCAGAAAACACUCCUAAUUGAAUAUAUCGAAAACCAAAAGCCUGGCGCCUCGGGAUCUGAGUCCGAUCGCAGGCCCAGUGUUCGCGUCCGCGUCACAACACCCUCCUCGAGAGGAAAAAGCGGGAGCGCCGGCGGCCGGAUCCAGAUCACCGAGACCGACGACGCCUAUACCCCCACCUAUUCUCGCCGACGCCCACUCUCUCCGCUAACCUCCCCUUCGCGCCCCUCUGAGCUGAAAGACCUCGCUGACGACCAGAGCAUCGGCUCUUACGCUUCCGCCACCGAGGAGUCCAACGUCUCGAGGAAUCAGCCCAUCGAAAUAGGUAUCGAUUUAGGCCGCAACUCUCGGAGACGUCGGCCCGCAAGCCCUCUAAUACCGACAAACGAGACCAUGGCAUCCCUAAUGCCUAGCACCAACCAAUCCGAGAUAUCUGCCAUCCCUUCUGAUAGCUUCCUCGACGGCUCCGGCCCCACGAGGUCCCCCGAAGGAAGGUGGAUGGCUACCCCCACAUCGGCCGAGAAACUCAAAAGCACCAAGACACGAACCGUUAGCCGUGAGAAGGUCAGGAUUUCCGAAAAGUCGUCGAAAGAUAGGUCGGAACGGAAGCACAAGUCCAGCAAGAGCCGGACGAGUAGCGUAAGCGACAAGCAUGGCGAUAGCGGCAAGUCUCCGCGGCGCCGAUCGAGCCGAACCCAUGAGUCCGUUGUUUCGGGCGCCGACUCGAGCGUUGUCUCGUCCAAUUUCUCCCCAAGCCAUCGGUCCAUGGAUCAGCAUUCGAUGCGCUCCGAGUCCUCAUCUAAAUCUAUAAACAACCCUAAGCUGCUCCAAGCCGUCGAAGAUGCUAUUUGCCGCCUUAUCCUUCCUCAACUUGACUCCUUACGGCGGGAGCAGAGCAUGCGUGAGGCAAGACGUGGCUCCGUAGUAUCCGCGGGGACCUCCAUCUCCAAAGAAGACUUGACUGGCGACCGCAGAAGACUUUCCGACAGAUCGCGGGAUUCUCGGCAUAAGGACCGCAGAGACAGAGAAGCUCGCCACGAUUUCGCUGACGCAUCCUCCCAAAUCUAUGAUCGAGAGUCCUUAGAUGGGUCCUCGAUUCUCGAGGCAGAGCCCCACACUCCUAGAAGGAAGAGUACCGAUAUGCUGAAGGCUGCUGCGGCUGCGGGCGCCGUUGGUGGAUUGGCUGGCUCUGCGUUGUCAUACUCGCCCACAUCCGCCGAUGACAAGAAACAACGGCGCCGGAGACGCGCCGAGUCCGCCAGGAGCCGGAGCAGAGCGAGCGACACGUAUACUGACGAAUUUGACGACGACGACCAACUUGCACCCGCCCCACCUAUGCCUCUCAUGAGCGAAAUUAACCCAUCAGACGUUACCAGAACCUCGAUACUCUCUGCCGAUACUGACAGACCCCAUUCUGCCUCCGAGGAGAUUGCCCCUGUUCGUGACGUCGCCCGUGGGGUUGCUUCCGCCCAGUCCACUCCCGCCGCCCCCACCAAAACGCCCAAUGCUCUCCAGCAGGGUCUCAGCACGCAGCAUGCCAACAUUUCGCAUGGAGACCUGACUGCGCUGCGCAACAGUCGGCUGGAGUCUGAAGACACUUAUGCUCGCGAAUCUCCAUCAUCGCGACACUUGCCGCUAGAUGAGCCACCCAUGCCAGAGGUCAUUGAGGAUGACAUACCUCCCGAUGCUCAUUAUGUCACGUCGGCCUAUGAUUACUAUAACACGCAGGACGUUCCGCACCCGCUCAGAUACGAGCCGUAUCAACCAGAACGGCGCGGACUUAGUCCUAUCUACAGUGUCUCCGGAUACACGGAAGGUGGCAGUGAAGGGCCCCAGCGAGACUCCCGAGGCUACGCAGCGAGUGCGACGCACUCAGACUCUCCGGAGAAAUCGUCUUAUCAUGAGCCAUCGAUCGGGCAUUCCCCCGCUCAUAGCCCUGCGAUUGGUCGGGAUCUCGACCAGAGAAGCGACGGGCGUAGUUCCGUUGCCGAUUACAGACGCACAAUGUCUACUGACGGAAGUGAUCUCGAUCCCUCGUCGAGACAAGCGGUGCGCGGCUUGGGAGCUAACCCCAACAUUGUCCAAGUCCCGGUUGGCUUAGAAUCCCAUGUGGCAUCUCUCGUUGAUGGCUCGAUGAUCGACCAGUCCGUCCUAUCGCAAGAUUAUGGCCAACGAGACUCUACUCUUUCUUACGAUGACAGGCCUCGCUCGUACGUCGAUACCUACAGCGCAAGUCCCACCAAGCGCUCGGUAGACAGCCGUCAUUAUACAGAAGACGACCGCGCCCUGACACCUGUAUCUCACGGGUACACAAACCGGUCUCACGAGUUCUCGGAAGAGUACGACAUUGAUAAGCACGGCCGAAAGGUUCUCCAGACCCAGGCCCAGGCCCAGACCCAGAAUAGGCAAUCCCCGACCGAAUCCGAAGCCGCCAUCACUGCAGGCGCCGCCCUCAAGGCAAUCAAGGCUCUCAAGGCCAACCAAGGAAAGCAGGGCCUUGCGGAGGAUUCCGCCGGAGAUGGAUUCGUUCCCGCUGGAGUCCAAAGGAACAAGUCAUUCAAGGAACGGACGUUGGCCGGACACGAGCCCGCCACUACCCCGACGCAUAGUGUUGACCGUCUGGACUAUGAGGAUGAACCGAAGAUGGGGGCUAGUGGCCUUCCGGACCUCGAUAAUCCAAUGCCGGAAAUAGGCUACGUCGAUGACAGCGAUACCCAAACCAAUGCCUCUGUUGUGCAGGAGCGGCUUGACGGCAUACACGAUACCACUUGGAGCGGCCGGUCGACUCCCAAGGCAAUGAUCGACAACUCUCGUAAGGCCGAGACUCGCCGCCAACACGAUGGGCUCGGUAUCACGGAAAUAGCCCCCACUGCGAACCAAAGCGGCCAGCCCAGUAACGAACAUGUUGAGGAGCCACCGCGAACCUCGGAUGAGAGGAAGCGAGAUACACUCGGAACUAAUCCAUUCGAGGGCAUUAGCCCUGUGGCAAACCCUCACCUGGGAGAGAACCUGUUCCGAAGCGGUAACUACGAUCUCGGCUUUCACACAGGAAGCCCCGGUGGCGGUCAGAUCGAGGAUGAGGGCUACAAGUCUCAAGGCCCCAAUCGGACACCCGAUUUCCAGGCCAAUAAAGGCGUCCUUGAUGUCCCCAAGCCUGCGGAACACGGUGAUGCUGAAGAUCCGUUCUACGAUGCACCCAAGUCCUCGCUCCCAACCCGGCACUUCAGUGGCAUGUCCCAUGGCAUGACGACACCCUUUUACGACGCGGCCACUGGUGGGGGCAUAGAUAGAAUCGAGUCCAAGGAUAUCAUCGCGUUGAUGCAAGAGCUGGUUGCUCGCGACGCCCAGAGGACGGCCCGAGAUACCGAAAUCGCCGCUACCGUCAUGUUCCUUGCGAGAGAAAUGCGCAUGUCCUUCCAAAACGUAGAAGACCGCAUCAAGCAGACCGAGAAUAUUAUUGUCGAUGAGCUCGAUCAGACGGAAAAGACAAUCGUCAAGACUAUUGGAGGGCCUCGGCCGUAUCCCGGCAGUGCUGGCAGGUCCGUGGGUGGAUCGCAAGCUGGUGAGGAUCUGGCAACUAAGAAAGGAAAUAUUAUUCGCCGUGCCCUUAAGGGCCUCCGGACAUCAGGAGCCAAUGAUCUCACUAGAAUCGAAGAUAUGCUCCUCACGCUCCUUAAGGAUGUGGAUGACCUCAAGGCCCAGACUGCCCAGCAAGCUCGAAGCACCGCUCGUCCUUCAUUCGACAAUUUGCAACCCGACAUCCAGUACGAGCAAGAUCAAGGAUACGAGCCGGAAGGGCGCGAUGCAGCAUCGAUGGCUAGCCAAGCCAGCCAGUCAGGUCACCUAGCUGCUCCCCGAGGUGGUCCCCAGCGACGCCUUUCGGAGAAUCGCGUUAGCACAGUCCCCGAGGCCGUUGAAGAGGGUGGCUAUCAUCGCGAAGAAGAAGAUGAGCUUUUAACCGGCCCCCAAUUCACAGACAGCCAUCUCUUGACACCUGGUCAGCAGAACCAACGAGGAAGCUCAGUUCCUCUAGACACACCACCACAACCAGCGCAUCCCGCGCACUCUGGUUCCGUCAGCAACGAGAACACCCCACGUACCGACAAGGCUAAGAAGCACAAAUCAGGCAGCUCCUCGAGUUGGAUUCCCAAGAUUUCGCGGUGGUCAGAGACGACGGCGUCCACGGUCAGCAAAGCCUUCCGAGGCAGCGGGACAUUGCGCAAGGACAAGGAUGCUGAGUAUGUCCAAACCGCUCACUCACGCUCAGGGUCUGACUUGGGUGCAUAUGCCGAUGAUUACCCCCUCACCGACCCGUACGGCGAUGACCACCUCCACACGGGCUUUUCCGACGUGAACCUCGCGCCGCCCCAUCACCCUAUUGAAGGUCCCAGCGGGGAUCCCCCGAGAACCUACAUGACGCCCGAAGACCCCAAGUACAAGGCUCAUAGGAACUCCCUCAACCUGCAGCAUCCGCAGCCGAGGCCCGGACAAACUGAGCGGUUCAAGGCAGCUCUCGAGUCUCAGGCGUACAUUUACGACUCGACGAUGACUCCCCGGUCUCAUGACUGGCGUGGCUCCACAUCGAGUCUGCAUAGGUCGCCUGCCCAGCAUGUGCAUCGCUACAGUGAUGCCUCGGCCCCCGUCGGAGGAGAAUACUGGCCAGACUCCCCGACCGAUGCCAACGUCGGACCCCCGCGUCCGCCGAAGGAGCCUCUUGAUAGCGGCUCGGGUACUCCAGUCCGAGGUGCCCGCUUCUCUAAGCUUCAGAAGACUAGCCCCUUGCCAUACCAUAGCGUGGAGAGCGGAUAUGGCACCGCCACCGCUACUCAUACCAACUACACUGGCAGCCCCAAGCUGGAGAACCGAAACCUCAGCGGAGCCCUUGGUGUUCCGACUCGCCGUCCCAGUGGGCCCAGGGCUAUGACCCCGAAGAGCCCGGAGGAGGAAGCUGCUAGGGAAGAAAGGCGUCGAAAGCGAGAUACUUUUGGAACCAUCGCCAGCCAGGACACCGACACCUUCUAG
Scedosporium apiospermum is the source of this 5193-nucleotide messenger RNA. RefSeq lists its product as uncharacterized. NCBI's taxonomy places the organism in Eukaryota, Fungi, Ascomycota, Sordariomycetes, Microascales, Microascaceae. The record is from RefSeq and is a predicted model, not a curated record. The coding region runs from base 1 to 5193 and encodes 1730 amino acids. The transcript has 3 exons.